Molecule: messenger RNA, 3403 nt
Organism: Populus nigra (black poplar)
Lineage: Eukaryota; Viridiplantae; Streptophyta; Magnoliopsida; Malpighiales; Salicaceae
Exons: 4
Coding region: 816-3143 (775 amino acids)
Biological process (GO): regulation of transcription by RNA polymerase II
Cellular component (GO): piccolo histone acetyltransferase complex
Source: RefSeq, a predicted model, not a curated record
UCUUCUCUCUCUAAAUCCCGGAACCCAUCGAAUGGUUCGAACCAAACAAUCCGGAUCCUUAAAACAAAUCUCGACCAUCCAUCUCUCAAUCCAACGGCAGUGAUAAGUCGGUGAGUUGGUUCCCUCCCUCAUGUUUCUUUCUUUCUCAGUCAUAAACCCUAGCCAGCCCCCACCAGGAGAUAGAAAGAAACACACACAAAUGCCCUCUCUCUCUCCCUCAAGCAAACACCACCAUCAAUAACCGCAACAAAACAACAGGAUUUACGUGAGUCUCUUUUAUUUUCAAGAAAGAUUCAAUCUCUUUACAGAAAACCCUUCUUUUCUUCUCUCUUUGUAAAGAGACCCCUCAUCUUUUGUUUACAAGAUUUCUUCUUGUUUUCUCCGAAAUUUUUAGAAUUUUUUUUGGGGUUGUUUGUGGGCUUUUUAUGUUUUGUGAAUCUGAAUCAGUUUUUUUGUUUAAUUUUAAUUUUGGGGUACGAUGUUGUUUGUUUUUGAGACCAUACUGUCUGCUACUUACGUGUGGGGGUCUGAUUCCGAGUCAAGUCUGAGUUAACCCAGUUUCUUUUGGACCACAGUGAGUCGAUUGUUCUUAGAUCUGAGCGAGUAGAGCGGCCCCAUGGACGUUUCUGCUCCUUUCUCCUCUUUAUCCGGACCGUGAACCUUGUCGCAAGGAGAACCGAAACUUUUUUUUUUUACCAGUAGAGUACUGAGUGAAUUUUGUGAAUCGGUGGUGAGUGGACUCGGGGUUACUCCGUGAGUUGAGGAGCGAGAAGAUCGAGACUAGGGUAGGUCUGAACGGGGGCCGAACGGCGAGAAUGCCGUCGGUGGGGUUGCGGAGGACGACGAGGGUGUUUGGGGUAAUUAAGGGAGUUGAUGGGGCUCGGGUGUUGAGGUCUGGGCGGCGUUUAUGGCAGGAAUCUGGUGAUGGCAAGCUCAGGAGAAGCAAUGAUGGCGACGAGUGGUACCACACUAUAAUCAAGAACGACAACAACUAUCAGACGAAGAAUCAAAAUAAAAAUAGUGAUCUGAAGUACAAGGAGAAUAGUGGGUGGGCCCAUGACGAUAAACUGAAGAAAGAUCUUGGUGUUGUUAUUGCCAUUGCAGCGCCUAAGAGAAUUAAGAGGGUUAAGAGUGAGAAGAAGUUUGGGAUUGUUUAUAGGAGGAAAAGGAAGAGACUUGGUGGUGAAAAGAGUGAAGAUUCGGAGGAUAAGAAGUUUGGGAUUCAGUUUUCACGUAGGCAGCGAAGGAGUCUGGAUGAUGAGAGUUCGGGGAGUCUUGUGUGUACUCCUGAGCUUGUUGUUUUAGUUGAGGAUUUUAGUUCUAGUAGUAGUAAUGGGUUGUCUUGUUUUUUGAGUUCGGUUUUGAGGUAUAUUAAGAGGGUCAAUUUGAGCCUCUCUGAACUUGCUGAUUUUCUCUUGUCGGAGCCAAUCAGCAGUGUUUUUGCCUCGAAUGGACUUCAUUUUGCGCGGGAUCUUUCCGCUGAUAGAAUUGGAAUUUGCAAGUUUUUUGGGACCAGGCAGCUUCUGCCAAUGUUUUCUGUGGAUUUUUCUUCAAUUCCUUCGUGUUUUGUGCACAUGCAUCUCAGUUUGUUUGUUAGGUUUAAAUUUCUGUCUCCCAUACCUGUAAAUAACUCGUUGGAUGAGGAUGAUGAUGUAAUGAUGAGCGGAAGUAAAGUAGAUCAAUCAUGCACGACCAUGAAAACAGAUUUUGCUCUGAAAAUUACAGCUGUGCCUGAAAUUGAUAAUUCUGGGAGUAAGGCAGUUGUACAUCCAUCUGUUAGAGCUUCCAAGUUAGCUGGUCGAAGCACCCAGUACAGAAAUGGAUUAAAUUCCCGUGGUAUUCAGAAAAGAAGGAGCUCACUCAGGAGAGGGAGACCUAGAAAUUCUGCCAUAGCUGGCCUGCACAAAGCUAGUGGUGCUUUGGUUUCUGAUUUGAUUAGUAGUAGAAGAAAAGGUAUACCUUUCUCUUCUGUUGUGUCUAAGAACAAACUUAGAAGGUCAAUUCGAAGCAGCCCUGCAGCAAACAUCAAAGAGAUGAAUUCUGCUGCAGUUGGAGUGAAGAAGGACAUGAAUAUGUCUAGCUGCUCUGCAAAUAUACUGGUUUCCGAAUCAGACAGAUGUUACAGGAUAGAAGGGGCCACUGUCAUGUUUGAAUUCACUGGUUCAAGGGAGUGGGUGCUCGUGGUGAAGAAAGAUGGGUUAACCCGAUACACCCAUCUGGCACAGAAAAGUAUGAGGACUUGUGCUUCCAACCGUUUCACUCAUGAUAUAAUUUGGACUGGGGAUGACAAUUGGAAGCUAGAAUUCCCUAACCGACAGGACUGGUUCAUUUUCAAGGAAUUGUACAAGGAAUGCUCUGAUUGCAAUGUUCCGGCUUCUGUUUCCAAGGUCAUUUCUGUGCCUGGAGUACGAGAAGUGUUAGGUUAUGAGAAUGGUGGUGGUGCUCCCUUUUUAAGACCGUAUGCUUACAUCUCUUCUAAAAAUGACGAGGUAGCUAGAGCUUUGGCGAGGAGCACUGCAAGUUAUGACAUGGAUUCUGAAGAUGAGGAAUGGCUUAAGAAGUAUAAUAAUGACUUUUUAGCAGAAUCUGAUCAUCUUUCAGAGGAUAACUUUGAGUUAUUGAUUGAUGCUCUUGAGAAGUCAUAUUACUGCAAUCCAGAUGACUUCACUGAUGAGAAUGCAGCAGCAAAAUACUGUAAGGAUUUUGGUAGGAGGGAAGUGGCUGAAGCUGUGUACAGUUACUGGAUGAAAAAACGGAAACAGAAAUGUUCACCGUUGCUCCGAGUUUUCCAGGGGCAUCAAGCUAAGAAAACCCCAGUGAUUCCAAAACCUGUUCUGCGUAAGAGAAGGUCAUUCAAACGACCUCCCAGUCAAUUUGGAAGAGGCAAACAACCAAGUCUAUUGCCAGCAAUGGCUGCUGAACAAGAUGCUUUGGAAGGAUCUAAUGCCAUGCAUAAAAUCGAAGAAGCUGAAAACUCAGUGAAGAGAUCUUUGGAAGCUGCCAUCCUCAAGCGUAGAAGGGCUCAGUUGCUCAUGAAGAAUGCAGAUUUGGCAACCUAUAAAGCUGCAAUGGCACUUAAAAUUGCUGAAGCUGCUCUUGUUGCCAGUUCAACUGAUGUUGCUGUCACCCAAUUGUGUGAUUGAUUGGUAAAUGGCUAUUCCUGUUGCUACUACUAAUUGAGUUGAACCAAUAAUUACUACGGGAAGGACUGCAGCCCCAUUGCUGUUUUUGAUGCCUUUGGAGGACAACCCUAAGUAUUGUAAUUUUGUAUAGAUUUUGAUUGAAUGUACAUUCUGUAUCUGUAAACCUCACGCCAAAUGUUUUUACAAGGGAAUUUGGUUGAUGUCCUUGGAAAAAAUUCAAAAAAAAAGAGAGAAAUUUACAGGAAAUGUUUUUUACCUUA